Aureobasidium musti is the source of this 1184-nucleotide messenger RNA. The record is from the annotation of a GenBank genome assembly. NCBI's taxonomy places the organism in Eukaryota, Fungi, Ascomycota, Dothideomycetes, Dothideales, Saccotheciaceae.
CGUAUCACUUUGAUUCUUUCAUCAUGCGCUUCGAAAACUGGGAUAUCCUGCUCUUCCCGCAGGUGUCCGGCACACCCAUUCAGGAGUUUCGCACUGAAUGCUUCGGCAUUAUCUCGUUACACGCGUGGUCCAAGCCAGUCAUCUCGUCUCCUCAGAUUGUGAGAGGCAAUCGUAUCAUUCUGGCAAUGCAUGUUGCCAUUGAUGGCAAGACAGUUGCGUCAGUUAUCCGCUUGACCAGUCCAAAGAUCAAUCCGGAUGGCAACUUUCCUCACCAGGUCUUCCACUCGGCAACUAGCAGAUUGCUCUUUCCUCCUUUCCACCGAACCAUGCGUGACCAGCUCCAGCUCCACAUUGCCAAUAACGUUGGACGUAUCACAGUUUGCUUGUCUGAAGGUUACUUCUACGAAGCAGUUGGCACUGGCAAACAUCACUUCUGUCCUGUCAAAGACAUCGUCACCUUCAAAUGGAUUCACGCUCCUCAGAAUCCUCGACUCUUCAUCAAGUCAGAGGAUACUUUCGGAUAUGGCCAUGUACCUCACAUGUCUUAUCCUGUCAAUGAUGAGAGCACCAGCUCUGAGGACAGUAAAUUCAUCGUUCCGCCUUCCGUGACUACCUCUGGUGUUGUGCCAUUCUCUUAUACAUCAAGCACAGCACCUCUUCAGACUUUCGAUCAGGUCUUCACCGAUAACGAUCACCUCGAUUUUAAUGACUUGACUGCAUCUUCAGACUUCUCGUCAGGCUACACUUUUGGAGCUCCUCUAUCGGACUCCAUUCAUGCACCCCAGUCUGGUAUCCAGCAGACUCAGAUGACAAGACUCCCGAGCGACCAAGUCAGAGAGAUUGCCAAUGCUAUCGUCCCUGAACUGAUUGGACGUGGUGUUGCCAUGCUUGACGGCUCUUCAGACACUCCACCGCCUUGUCGUGGCUCCUUGAGGAAUGUUUCGGAUAUCAGCAUGCAUACUGCCUGCGAUCAAUACCCUGCAUGCGUUGUGGAUGCUCCUAACGGCAAAGAUGUGCUGCAUGUGCCUCGCAAGGCCGUUGCCAUUCCUACAAGAGCUCCCAGAAGCCGCAAAAAUGUCGGCAGAGCUACUGACUACCACCCUGCGAAGACCAUCGCCAGGUCGAUGAAGACUUGCUUCACCAUGGUUCCCGAGGCUGAGAUGCUGCGUUUAAGCAUGCACAAU